UUCUCGAAGCGUUCGGACGCUUAAAUUCGGUGCUUAAGGAUAAAACGAUAAACUUAACUAAAAUCUUAUCUAUCAGCGAACAAAGUAAACAGUAAUUAUGAUUGAUUUCUGAGCGUCGUCGUGUCUUUUCAAUAUGUUUCAUUAAUCAAAUCGAAAAACGUAACAAGCGAAAAAAAAGCAAAAUUGCAAACCUCGCGAAUCGCUGGAAAUUGCGCGUGUGCGGGUGGAACAGAGUGACACUCGAGUGAAAAUCAUCGCCAAAGGAAAAGAAAAGGCGGAUAAAUUAAAAGGAAAAACGCCCGCGGCGAAAUUGUAUGGUAUUUGUAUGGGUGUCCAAAAUCGGAAGGAGAAAUACCAAAAGCAAAAAAGUUCCAGCAAUUGCAAAAAAAAAGUUUGUGUUUGUGAGAGUGGGUGACAAAUAAUUGGGCAGCAAUAAAGAAAGUCAAUCAGCGAUAAGCCGGUUAAACAAUUAAAAAAAGACAUUAACGCAUGUAACGCACAAUAGUUGGUCCUAAAAAACUAGGAGAUUUUGAACAUGAACAAAAAUGCCGGCGAUGGCAGCGAUGGCAAAAACUCAAACAAAAACUCGAAUGCGGGAGGGGGUGCUGGAGCCGGGGGGCCACAUGAUCCCACCGGCCUUCUAGAUGCAGCUUCCCUCUUUGCUUACUGGGGACGUGAUCCAACUGGAGCGGCAGCUGCAGCGGCUUCCAAUCCGCUGUUCAACUCGCAGUUCAAUGCCGCCGCUGCUGCGGGAUUGGGUUUAUUGCCACAAGCCGGAGGCGCUUCUGCAAAUGACCGCUAUUCCAUGGCCGCUGCAGCGGCGGCGGCGGCGGGCGCCCAUCAUCACCAGAACACGAUGGCUGUGGCCGCUUCCCAGGCCGCCAGUUUGGCCGGUUUGCAUCCAGCAAGCUGGUGGUCGAUGGCUCAGCUAGCCGCCCAGGACUAUUUCAGUCGCCUGCAGGCCUCGGGCCUCUCACCCUUUCCCCAUCCCGAUCUUGCGGCUGCCUUUGGACCAGCUGCCAUGGGAAUGGGCGGUGGUGGUGGCGGUGCGGGUGCCGGAGGCGGAGGAGCAGGGGUUCUCGGACAAGGUGGCGGUGCAGGAAAUGGCGGGGGAAGUGGCAAUGGUGGCUCCUCAUCCAGUUCCUCGGGCAGCAAGUCAAAUAAGUCUCGCAAAGAGAAGCGAGCUGCCCAGCAACAACAACAGCAACAGCAGAGCCUAGCCAAUAGCCUAAAUGCGGCAGCAGCGGCGGCAGCAGCAGCAGCUGCCAAUAAUCCAGCAGCGGCGCUGGCCAGCAUGCACGGGUUUGGAGUAGGAGUUCCGGGAACCAGCAUACCAUCGGUGAGCACUGGCAGCGGUUCGAUAUCCACCAAUAGCGGAGGUCACGGUGGCUACAAGAGCACGGCCAGCGCUUAUGGAAAACCCUCAACCAUGACGAGCAGCAGCAUGGCUAGCAAUCCUGGCUCUGCCUACGAUCCGGUGACCCUGCACAAGGAGCUGCUGGCCAUGCAGGCCGUGGCAGCCGCUGCUUCCGGCUCGGGAUCUAGUAGUUCGUCUGGCAAAAAGUCCAGUGGAGGUGGCUCUUCCUCCUCCUCGAUGCAUGGCCAUGGCUUGGGAAUGGGCAGCGGCGGUGGCCUAAUGUCCGGUGGCAAGGCAUCGACCAGUGUGAGCGCCAGCAAUUCAUCGCUGGGAGGAAUGCAUCCCAGUCUGGCUAGCAGCAAUCCGCUGAUGUCGCCACACGCUGGAUUGGGAUCCGCGUCUUCUUCAUCUGGCAAGGAUCGGGACAAGAACAAUCCCUCGCUAAAUGCCCUCAAUUCGUUGUCCCAGUUCGGUGCUUUGGGAAUGACGCCGCAGCAGAGCAUGCAGGCGGCAAUGAAUGCGUUUGCGGCCAGCACUGGAGUGUCGCCAUCCGCCACGGUCACCUCCUCGCCGCAUCAUUCCUCCCAGCAGCAGCAGCAACAGCAGCAGCAGCAGAUGGGCGGCAACAGUUCCACGUCGGGAUCGGGUGGCAAGUCAAGCGCCAAGGACUACAUGAUGGGCAGCACUGGUAGUGAGCACCCUUCUCUGCUCGGAGUUCGUUUACCACCGGAUACGGAGAUUAUCAAGUACACGUCCUCGAUUGUGGGACCCAAAAUACCGGGUACUACCUCGCGUGGUCGCAAAAAGACUAUUUCCGAAACAGAACAGCAAACAACACAACAACAACAACAGAAACAACAACACCAAGCAGAACAACACCUACUCCAACAACAACAGCAACAAGCACAAGCACAAGCACAGGCACAAAAAGAGCUGGACAGCACAACAAAUGCCAUUUCCUCUCUGCUUGCAUUUCCAGGGCUCAGUCCCGCGAAGCGGGCUAGACUCGAAAUGGAGUAUGCGGCAAUGGCGGCAGCUGCCCAACAGCAACACCAGCAGGCUCAACAGCAACAUCAGCAGGCGCAGCAGCAACUGCACGGCAUGCUGGGAGCAGCCGGAAUCCCCGGAAUGGCUGGCCUUGUCGGCCUGCCGGGCAUGAGCGGUAAUCCCCUCGAUCAGUUGAGUGUGAGCAAGGCCAGUUCCUCAUCGGCGGCCACCACCAGCACCAGUUCCUCAUCGGCAGGCGGCAAUCUGCUCAACCAGAGCUCCAGUGAUCGCGUCGAGGUGAUCAAACUGCCACCAACCAUCACCUCCAACGGGGCCUACAAUCUCUCCAGCAAGGGAAAAGAGGUGCACGACCUCACCACCGAUCUGGCGCCCACUUCUGGAGGUGUGAAUCUCAGCCUCAAGGCCAAUGCCAACGCCUUGACACCCAGCGGUGCCGUGGGCUCAGCCUCCAAUCCCAUCACCAUCGAUGACUUUGAUGCGCCACUCAAUCUUUCCAUGAAACCCUCGGACAAGAGCAACUCUAGCAGCUCCACAACUCCGGCAGGAGGAGCUUCCUCCUCGUCCAGUGCAGCAUUGGCCGGUUUGGCCAGCGAAUAUCAGGCGGUGGCCAGUGGUCAGGGCGGAAAUAGCCUGCAGAGCUUGAGCUCGAUUACGGCUGCCUUGGGAGGAACUGGCGGCAUGCCAGGUGGUUCCAUCUCGGGCAGUGGAGGAACUUCUCCUGCUCCGGCAGGCGCUGGCACAGGAGCCUCUGGUGGCUCGGGAUCUGGUUCUGCUGGAGGAGGAUCGUCGUCUUACAAGGAGGGAAGGCCUCGCAACCUGGGACGCGGUGUAUCCAAGCCCAAGAAGAACACGGUGGCUUCGCUGUUGGCUCAAUCCCGCGCAGUGGGUCUUAAACCCAUGCUGGCCACCCAGCAGCUGCUUCAACAGGGUGCCGAUAUUGAGAAGAUCCGCCUGGCGCUGAGUGAGGCCAAUGCCCACAUGGAGACCUCCACGGAUUCCGAGAGCGUGGCUGCUGAGAGUGGUCUUUCCGAGUCGGAAAGUGAGGAUGCCAAUAUCCUGAAUGUGGCUGAGCUGAGGGUGCCAUUGGAACUGGGCUGGAAGCGGGAGACCGUGAUCCGUGGACUGACCAAACAAGGUCAAAUCCGUGGCGAGGUCACCUAUUAUGCACCUGGCAGCACGGCGCCUCUGAAGAGCAACGGACAGGUUUUUGCUAUUCUGGAGCAGCAGCCAUCGAAUCUAAGUCGUGAGAACUUUAGUUUCUCCGCGCGAGCCAUCGUUGGUUCGUUCCUGCAGCCCGCACCACCGCCGUAUGCCAACGAUGGCGAGUACAUUCGGAUGACGGACGAGGAUGUGGCCAAGCGGCUAGAGGAUCUGAAGGUCUUCACUCGCCAGACACUUAACGUGGAGCAGCGCAUCGAGAUUGCCAAGCAGCAGCAGGCGAUGCGUGAUGCCAAGAAGCUGCAGAAGGAGGAGUUGGCCAGGAACAAGGAGAAGGCGCGCCAGGAGAAGAACUCCAAGCUGGAGCAGCAGCGCAAGGACAAGGAGCUCAAGAACCAGCAGGCAGUCGAGGAGCGCAAAAAGCGGCAGGAGGAGCUAGAUCGCCUUAAACAAGAGGAGCUGCUCAAGAAGCAACAGGAGAAAGAGAAGCGUCGUCAAGAGGCCAUUUUAGCUAAGGAACAGGAACUACAGAAGCAGAAAGAGAUGCUGUUGGCUGCCGAGAUGGAACGCGAGCGUCGUCGUCAGCACAUGAGUCUCAUCCGGAUGCUGGAACUGCGUCGCAAGUUUGAAGAGCGUGAAAAGAAGAAGCACCAGCUGGUGCUGGAUAGAUUGCUCCUCCGUGAGCGUCGCAUGGCGGAGCGGAAACGAGAUGCAGAGAUUCUGCAGUUGAUUCGGCGGCCCAACGAGGAUUCUGAACUGCCACAAGAUUUGGUUAUUCCAGAGCUGGACAGGAUUGCGGGCAACCGUCUGCCCGGCCAGGCGAUGGCCGAUCUGCUGAUGGUCUUUGAAUUCCUGCACAACUUUGGUGAGACUCUGGGCUUCGACAUGGAGUCGCUGCCCUCGCUGCAGAACCUUCAUGAUGCCCUCAUCAGCGAUAGCAGUGCGGACGCCGAAGAGGAAUUGCUGUCGGUGAUGACGCAUCUCUUGGUUUGUGCCAUUGAGGAUCCGGGUGUUCCCAAUCCCGGUCGCCACACCACUUUGCUGGGACAAUCGCUUCGCAAUGCGGACAUUACAAACUCGAAUGUGUCCGAGAUCCUGAGGAUCUAUCUGUAUGCCACGGCCACGGGAGAAGUGCGCCAAAUGCACGGCAUCACUGUCGAUCGCGAACGCGAGAGAAGAGUUCCCGAUCAUCACCAGGUAGAUGCCGAUUCCGGCACUCACUCGCAUUCGGCCAAGAACCAGGAGUACUACAAACUCCUCCACGAGAACGACACCUGGAAGCUGUCGCAAUCGCUGAAGGAUCGCCCCUUCGUGGCAUUGAAUCCCACCCGGAAGGCCCAAAUGCUGGCCCACCUUUGCAACGAUCUGCUGAUGAACAAGGCGGUGCUGCGACAGAUCGAUGGCAGCCUGGAGACCUGCGCCCAGAUGCGCAAGGAGAAGUACAUGACGGACAUGAAGGUGCGCAAGUACAAGGCACUCCACAUGCGCAAGGCUCGCAUCGAGGCCUAUGAACGAGCCCAGGCGGAACGCGAGGCAGCCAUGCAGGCGCUGAUGGCGCAGCAGAAGCUGGAUGCCGAGCGUCUAAAGGCGGAGGAGGAAGCCAAGGCGGCAGCAGCUGAGGAAGCAGCAGCUGCGGCAGAAACAGAUGGUGCUGAGGCGACCAAAGGCGGCUCAGCCAAUGGCGAGAAGUCGGAAGAUCAGGAGGAUCACGAUGAGCAGGCGGUCACCAAGGAACCCCAGCAGCAGCAGCAACAGCAGCAGCAGCAACAGCAGCAGCAGCCCAUGGAGGUGGAUGGCAGCGUUGUCGAUGAGGAAUCUCUUGUUAGCCCGGCCAAAAGCAUCAUCCAAGCGGACAACAGUUUGACGCCCAACAAACAGGACAUGCCCACGCCCACCUAUCAAAUUAAUGGAUCCAGCACACCAACAACUAGUGCAACUGGUGGCGAAAUGAGUGCCCUGUUGCAGGCCAAGAAAAGCGGAGCACGCAACUCGAUUAACGAUGAGCACCAUCAUGAUGUAAGCAUCAUCGACGAUGACCUCUCCGACUUGGAUUCAGAGAUCACGAAUGUCGAAGAGGACGAGGACAAUCGCUUGAGUGCCGAUGAGUUGCAGAAGAAGCUGGACAAAAUAGUGCGAGCUUCGCUCAACUGCAAAGAGGCUCUGGAGAAGAGCACCAAUCAGCUGAGGGCGGCCUGCUUUGGACAGGAUCGCUUCUGGCGUCGCUACUGGAAGUUGCCCAAGGCGGGCGGCAUUUUCAUUGAAGCUUUGGAGUCGGCUCAAAACGACAUUUGCGGCUAUCACGAGGCAUUGGAGGGCAUGGAUGACAAAAAGGAUGGUGCUGGCGAGAAGAUGGAGUGCCCGGAGAAUGAUAAAUCAGCAGAUUCGGAGCCCACUGAGCAGCCCAUGGAAGUGGAUGAAUCUCUUACCCAACUGGAGGAUGGAGUUCCAACUCAGAAUGCAGAGCCCUCUGAAAAUAAUCAACAGAAUGCUCAUCAAGAAGAGGACGAUGACGAUGAUGAUGUGACAGAAAUCAACAAGGUGGAACCGGAAAUUGUUGACCUGGGCGACGAUGACGAUGAUGCAGCACCGCCACUGCCCAAGAUAGAACCUCCCCGACCCGAGAUCAAGGUUAAAUCGGAAAUGGAACUAAUGGGUCCGCCGCCGACCACCAUGAUAGCCACCAAGACCGACUUUGAGGCGGAAAUCAAGAUACCCACCAUGCCUGGCAUCCUGAUGCCGCCCACUCUCAACAACAACAACAACAGCAAUAACAAUAAUAACAACAACAAUGGAAGCGACAACUGUGAUAAGUUGGAAACUGGUUUGAAUCUGGGAUGUGGAGGACAACAGCAGCAAGCGCAGCAGCAGCAGCAGCAGCCGCAGCAGCAGAACUUUGGCCAGGCCGUGAUCAAGAUGGAGGAUAUGAAGAAAGAGGAUGACUGCAUCAUAGUGUCCACAUCCAGUGGUGACGAUACACCCAAGUGGUUCUCCAUUGUGCGCCGCGAAGUGCCGCUGAUCAGUGAACUGCCAGCGGAGGAGGGCGGCGUGGUGGGUCAGGAACUGCAGAAUAGCUUUGCCAAUCACAAUUGCUCCGCUCAGCUGCAGUUGCAAGGUCAUCCCUGGGAUCUGAUCAACAACAUGCAGUACUACUCCAUACCCAUGGACGAGUGCAAGGUGGACACCAGCAAGCUGGGCAACGAGUGCAUCUUCUCGCUGAGCGGCCUCGAUGAGAAACAAAUGCUGGCCAAGGUGGAGGAGUACAAGGCCCACAAGGUGGAGUCAAAAAACGGUCUGGGCUCUCCUCAUCACCGCCACCACGAGACUGAAGAUGAUGGGGAGCAGGCCAAGCUGAAGUUGGAUAAGAUGAUCGACACCGAAACGGACACGACGGAUGCCGAUGAGCUGGCUCGCAAGGACAAGUUUUUUCGCUUGCGCUCUGAUGCGCCCCCGGACACGGGAGGAGGGGCCAACGAGGGAGCCGAUGUGAAGCCCAAGAUUGAGCUGCGUCUGGACGAGGCUCUCUCGCAGGCCUACUACCACAACAUAGCCAACAUGUCGUUGAGCAGCGUGCAAACGUACAUACCCAUAGACAUUCCUCUCCCACUUUCCAUGACCCCCGAUGAGCAUCGUCUGCUGGAGCAGGUCAAGUUGGCUGGCUUCCCCGAGCGCGUUCAUGGCGUUUAUGUGCCCCGCCGACAGCGUUACGGCUGGUGGCAAUUGGACGAUGAACAAAAGUUGCGACAACUGCUCAAGACCCUCAAUCCCUCCGGCUUGAGGGAGCGUGAGCUGCAGGAGAAUCUGCAGCGUUUCCUUGGCCUGGAACAGCCAUUGGGUGUGAAUUAUCAAAUGAAAUCGGACACCGAGUUUGCGGAGGAAUUCCUAAUGCCGGACAAGAAGGGCGAUUGGAAUCCCAAGGUGGCCAAGCGUGUGGAACUGGCGCUCAUCGAGCAACUGGAAUCGCUGGAGGAUAAGGUGGCCAGUGCAUCCAUGCAAUUGAAGAACUGGCAGCUGCCCAACCGAGUGGAGAGUGAACUUACUCUGGACUCGCAGGAGGAUGUCAGCGAAGAGGAUUUCGUGAGCAUUAUACCCAUGAUUCGGGAGAGGAUUAUCGAUUUGGAGGCGAACAUCGAACGGCGUUACUUGAAGCCACCGUUGGGCUCCCAGACGGGCGAUGCCCAUUUGGCGGUGAUUGCCCAGAAUCAGCAUACCACCACCCAGACGCAGAAUUCCGCAUCCGCGGCAGCAUAUCUCCUGCAGAUGCAACAGCAGCAGCAGCAGCAACAGUUAGCCCAACAGCAGCAGCAGCAGCAGCAGCAACAAGGAUCGGGAACUGGCAACAGCCUGAAUCCCUCGUCCUUCAAUGAACGCACAAUGGCUCUGGCGGCAGCGGCAGCAGCUUCGGGAACAGGAUCCUCCACAGCUGCAGGAGGCAACACAGCAGCCGGAGGAGGAGUAACCCCCUGUGAAUCGGGCAGUGGAGAACCGAAUUCUGGGAAUGCAUCACCGGCCAGCAACUGCGACAGCGAUCGGGAUGAGAAGGUGGAGCACAUUCCCAAGGGAUUGGUUCAGUGGCGCGAUGCAGUUUCCCGAUCGCACACCACCGCCCAGUUGGCGAUGGCCCUGUACGUCCUGGAAUCCUGUGUGGCCUGGGACAAGAGCAUUAUGAAAGCGUAUGCAACAAGAAACAAGUCCAACAAAAAGAAGAGCAGCGCCAAAAAGCAGGCAACACCCGUGAAAAAGCAGCAAAAGAAGAAAAAGGAGCAGCAAUCAACAGCCAAUGGAAAAAAGAAAGAAACCGCAACCAAAAAACAAGAGAACAAAGCACCACUGAGCAUCAAAAUCAACCUCAAGGCUUUGGCUCAAAAUGGGAAGGACGCGCGGGAAGCCCAAACCAAACCCCUUAUCCAAACCCUGUCCAAAUCCAAAUCCCCAUUCCCAUCCCCAUCCCCAUCCUCCACUUCAAACACUAGCGACUCCGACUCGGACUUUGGCAAACGGACGACGAAGAAGAACGGAGGCGGCGGCAGCAAACGCAGACGCUCCUCGGCCAACAAUACAAACUCUAGCAAAUAUUCCAAUUCCUUACAGAAUUGCCAGUUCUGCACGUCCGGCGAAAACGAGGACAAGUUGCUACUGUGCGACGGCUGCGACAAGGGCUAUCACACCUACUGCUUCAAGCCCAAGAUGGACAACAUUCCCGAUGGCGAUUGGUACUGCUACGAGUGCGUGAACAAGGCCACCAAUGAGCGCAAGUGCAUCGUCUGCGGCGGCCAUCGUCCCUCGCCCGUGGGCAAGAUGAUCUACUGCGACUUGUGCCCACGCGCCUACCAUGCCGACUGCUACAUUCCCCCGCUGCUGAAGGUGCCGCGUGGCAAGUGGUACUGCCAUGGCUGCAUCGCCCGGGCGCCGCCACCCAAGAAACGCAGUGCUGGCGGCACGGCCAGCAGCAGCAGUAAAUCCAGGAGGGACAGGGAAAGGGACUCUGGUGGCUCGGCCAAGCGGCGCAGCGACAACAGCAAGACACCGCAACAACAGACCAUGGAGCACAUGCAGCAGCAGCAGCAACAGCAGCUCCAGCAGCAGAUGCCACUGGCAGGCGGGGACUCGCACCACCACCAUCAUCAUCAUCAUCAUCAUCAUCAUCAACAUCAGCAGCAGCAGCCGCCGUCGCUGAACUCGUCGCACGAUGAGUCGAUGAAUUCGCUGCCGGCGGCGCCUCUGAGUCCGGCGCACUCGGUUGCCUCCGCAACGACCUACGAUGACCAGCAUCAUGCCAACAACUCGGUCGACGGCAGCAGCCGCUUCCAAGCGCAUCUCAUCCCCCCCGCCAAUAAUGGCACGGCUGCGCUGCUGGAAGAUGUGUCGGCCGCCAAUGCCAGUUAUCCGGCCUAUCCGCCAGUUGCGGGUGGCAAUUUCUCAGCUGGAUUGAUUAACCCGGUACCAGUGCCGGUAUCGGUAUCGGUGCCACCAGCCAUGCAGUUUGCCAAUGUGGUGGCCAUGUCGCCACGGGCCGUCACGCCCACUCGCACACGAACGCCCACACCGACGCCAGCGCCCACUCCGCCACCACCACCGCCGCCGACAGCGCUGCUCAUGCAGGCCUCGCCCACAGCCGGCGCCGCCGCCGCCCUCCAUGUAACCGCCUGCCAGUCGCCGCCUCAACAGCAUCCCCAUCAGCUGAUGACCAUGCCCUCGCCACCGGCCAUUGGAGUGGGAACGGGAACGGGAAUGGGAACGGGAACCAAUCAAAUGUCGCCGCCACCCAUCAACAUACAUGCCAUUCAGGAGGCCAAGGAAAAGCUGAAGCAGGAGAAGAAGGAGAAGCACGCCACCAAGAAGCUCAUGAAGGAGCUGGCCGUCUGCAAGACGCUACUGGGGGAAAUGGAGCUCCACGAGGACUCCUGGCCAUUUCUAUUGCCAGUAAACACCAAGCAGUUUCCCACGUAUCGCAAAAUAAUCAAAUCUCCCAUGGACUUGUCCACGAUCAAAAAGAAACUGUUGGAUUUGAGCUACAAAACCCGUGAGGACUUUUGCGUGGAUGUGCGUCAGAUCUUCGACAACUGUGAGAUGUUUAACGAGGAUGAUUCGCCUGUGGGCAAAGCGGGGCAUGGCAUGCGCAAGUUCUUCGAGUCUCGUUGGGGUGAACUGACCGACAAACACUCCUGAUCCAGCAACACCAUCAGCCCGCCGCAGAUUCAAAUGGCUAGCACCAAAAGCAGCAUAGCCAUAGCCACUGGCACCGCAAACACCACCACCACCACCACCACCACCAUCCCUACCAACAAAAACAUGGCCGGCACAGCCACACAUCCCAUUGAGAUGGUCACCCUGAUUGCAACAUCGCAAGUGGAGGACGAGGGAGCCGUGGAGACGACAACAGCAUUAACUGAAGCAGCACAAUUUUGGUCAAGAGAUUAGAGUAGAUUAAGAAGAGAUUGUACAUAAUUAGGGGGGAUAUUAGAAGAGACGGUUAGUUAUAGUCUAGAAGCGCAGCAUACACACAUUAAUAUAUAUUUAUAUAUAGUAGAUAUAUAAACACCAACACACGAGAGUAUUCAACGUCCUACGUCGGUCAAGACCUUUGAAAGAGGUAGCUUUGAUUAAAUUAAAUCACCAGCCAAGGCGAACAACAGCAACAGCAACAACAGUAACAAGAAGUAUGCAAGUGAAAAAUUUAGUUUUUAGUAUUUAGUUUUUUAAGCAUCCCAAGGGCGGCAAAAACAGCAGCAGCAGUAUAAACACUUACUAUUAGCCGACAUAAACUAGCAGUUAAAAAAUCGUAUCGAUUAAGAAGCCAUCUACAGUAGGCGCCCGGACAGGAUGAACGCUGACAAAUGACAAAUGAAAACGUACAAAAACUGUCUACCAAUUUCCGGUCCGAUCCGAUCCGAUUCGAUUCGAUCGAUCGAUCCAUCGUUUGAACAGUAUUUUGUGCACAAAGCUGCGUCGCUUUGUUUUCUACACUUAUAAUUCUAACCCUAAUUUUAAAGAUUAUUUUUAAAAGCACCAACGAAGCGCUCAUUUAAGUUUUAAAGUGUAUUUUGUACUUAUAGCAACUCCGACAUCUGUAUUUAAACGUAUAUUAACUAGAACUUACAAUUGCCCAGGCAAAAUGCGAACAACUAUACUCAAAAGGCGGUGCGAGGAUGAUUUGUAAAUGUAAAUGAAAGCAAAUUAAAAUUAAAUGUAUUAAAUUA
This is a messenger RNA of Drosophila elegans, 11220 nucleotides long. RefSeq lists its product as uncharacterized. The record is from RefSeq and is a predicted model, not a curated record. NCBI's taxonomy places the organism in Eukaryota, Metazoa, Arthropoda, Insecta, Diptera, Drosophilidae. Gene Ontology annotation, molecular function: DNA binding; protein binding.